Emiliania huxleyi CCMP1516 is the source of this 396-nucleotide messenger RNA. RefSeq lists its product as hypothetical. The record is from RefSeq and is a predicted model, not a curated record. The transcript is spliced from 3 exons. NCBI's taxonomy places the organism in Eukaryota, Haptophyta, Isochrysidales, Noelaerhabdaceae. The coding region runs from base 1 to 396 and encodes 131 amino acids.
AUGGCCUCGCACCGCAUCGGCGCGCGCGUCGCGGGCCUCUCGCCAGCGCAGCUGUGCGCCAUCAUCGAGGCGCAGGCGGGCGCGAGCGACGCCGCGCUGCGCGUGGCGGAGGAGCACGCCGCACGGCUGGUGGAGCAGCCCGAGUCGGUCCUCUCCGUCCUCCUCUCGCCGGACCUCGUGCCGCACAUCCUCGCCCAGCUGCCGACCACGGAGCACGCCGCCAAGGGGACGUGCCGCGCGUGGCGCAGCGGCUGGAAGGAGACGCUGAAGAAGCGCGAGAGGCCGCGCCUGAAAAAGAAAAUGCGAACGGCCAAAUACGGCGGGCACUUGAGCAAGCUCGGUGUGAUGAGCGGCUUCCUCGACGGCACGGCCGCCUAUGUCCUCUCCUUCACGUGA